AUGCGAAGGAUUGUAAAGGAAGAUAUAUUUUAUGGAAGUCGUUCAAAUUCCAAUCGUCUUGAUGUUUAUAUUCCAGAUACUGCCAAAUUUCCUCAUGUAAUUGAAGCAGCUUAUCAUCCUGUCAUAGUAUUUAUCCAUGGAAGUGCUUGGUCAUCUGAUUAUUCUGCAUAUCCUGAAGUUGAAUUAAUGAUUUCUGAUAUUAAAAGGGCAAUAGUGUGGACAAAAAGAUACAUAAAUAAAUUUGGAGGUGACCCAAACAUUGAUCCUGAAUUGGAAUUACCAAAAAUUGCUGGAGUGUAUGAUAUUGCAAGACAUUUUCAUUGUGAGGCUAAACGUGGUGUUGAAGAAAUAUCAGCGAUGACACGUGUAAUGGGAGAUACAUUAGAAAAUCUUGCAUUGAAUUCUCCCACACUCUUACUAGAUAAUGCUAUCAGAGAUGCUCAAAUUAAUCCAGAGACUUUGAAUAAUUUAUUACCACCUAAAAUAUUAUUAAUUCAUGGUGACAAGGAUAAUUGUGUACCAACGGAAUCAUCAAUAAGAUUUAAUCAUGUACUAAAUGAAUUAUAUAUCAAAGAUUUAAAAUUGAGAAUAUUUCCAGGAAUGAGUCACGAUGAACCUAUUACAAGUUUAAUGUUUAGUCCUUUUACUAGUAAAUACACUUUACAAUUAUUAAGUGAAAUGGCUGAUUUCAUGUUAUAUUAA
Messenger RNA from Entrophospora candida, 702 nucleotides. NCBI's taxonomy places the organism in Eukaryota, Fungi, Glomeromycota, Glomeromycetes, Entrophosporales, Entrophosporaceae. The record is from the annotation of a GenBank genome assembly.